This is a messenger RNA of Solanum pennellii, 1540 nucleotides long. Its product is annotated as altered inheritance of mitochondria protein 32. The coding region runs from base 62 to 1216 and encodes 384 amino acids. The record is from RefSeq and is a predicted model, not a curated record. The transcript is spliced from 5 exons. Lineage: Eukaryota; Viridiplantae; Streptophyta; Magnoliopsida; Solanales; Solanaceae.
GUCGUUGUCAAAAUUAUCAUUUCUUCCAAGUCAGUGGCGGGUGUGCCUUGUUAGGCUUCCCAUGCCUUUAAAUCAUUCUCUCUCCUCUUCAAUCACAUUUUGCUUGCACUUCUCUCCAAAACCCUUCACUCGCUUUUCUGCACGAGCCCUAGUUAACGCCAUGGCCGGAACACCGGAGAACUUCUCCACCGACGCUACUGCCGACGCUGCCGACGAGGACGUCAAGUUUGGGUUUCAGCGUUCGGAGAUGUACCAGAGUAAACUUGCAGGUACUGCGACCUCCUAUGAUCGUCAUCUGUUCCUCUGUUACAAGUCUCACGAGACUUGGCCUGCUCGCCUUGAAGCUUCUGACUCCGAUCUGCUUCCAAAGUCACUCUCUGCUGCUCUUAAAGCUCGUAAGGAUGACAUCAAAAUCAAGACUCUUUUGACAAUAUGCGAAGUACGUGAUGACAUGGAAGUAUCAGAAGGAGAUAUUCUGAUUUUUCCUGAAAUGAUCAAAUACAGGGAUUUGAAGGAGUCAGAUGUGGAUGCGUUUGUUGAUGAUGUGCUUGUCAAUGGCAAUACUUGGAGCUCUGGAUUGCAGGAGUCGCUGAGUGGUUCUUAUGUGUUUGUCUGUGCCCACAAUCUUCGUGAUCGAAGAUGUGGUGUUUGCGGACCUAUUCUAAUUGAGGAAUUUAGCAAGCUCAUUGAGUCCAAGAGCUUGAAAGACAAAGUUCGUGUGACAGCUUGUUCUCAUAUUGGUGGCCACAAGUAUGCUGGUAAUGUUAUAAUCUUCAGCUCAGGAAAGGACGGGAAUAUUGUUGGCCACUGGUAUGGCUAUGUUACGCCAAGUGAUGUACCUGCUUUGCUUGAUGAGCAUAUUGGAGAGGGAAAAGUCAUUGAACGACUUUGGAGGGGCCAAAUGGGACAAUAUGAGAAGGUAACUGAUAAAGUGGAUGAACAGAAGGUUCCUGAAGUAACCAAUGAAGAAAAGAAGUCUCUUGAAAAUGGAAGUCAGGAGAGUAGUGUAACUAGUUUCAGCUGUUGCCAAGGUGCUGCGGGAGUUUCUUGUUGUAGAGAUGCAAGUGCUGAGCAGAAAGAAAACAAGAAAGGGCAGGGAACAGUUUCAAACUGGUUCGGCAAAUGGGAGCAGCGUGAAAUACUCGCAGCUGUAGGUGUGGUUGGAGCAGUGGCUGUUGUCGCUGUGGCUUAUGGCUUUUACAAGAAGUCACGGUGAAGCAUGUUAACUUGGGACAAACUUUGUGCUCAAGAGUUUUCGGGUAUCUAGGUUUUGUAGAAAGGUAAUAAUGUUCGAGAUAAUCUCGGAUACUGAAAAUGCAUACAUAUUUGGUAUAUUUAGAGAAAAUUAAAUGCGAUGUGUAAUUCGACUAUGGAGAGGAGCUCCUUUGCUCGUUCCCAGUAAGAACUAGAAGGGCUGAUAAAUAUAAAGUGCCAACUAAGUGCUACAUGUAGAAUGAUAGUUUUUUCUUCUCUUGCUUGGGGUCGACGGUGAUUUUAUGUGAUGUGUUAUGGGCAGAUUUGCUUUUUUCUUCUUGUGAAA